Messenger RNA from Oryzias melastigma (Indian medaka), 1526 nucleotides. RefSeq names its product RNA polymerase I subunit E (gene polr1e). Gene Ontology annotation, cellular component: RNA polymerase I complex. Bases 131 to 1405 code for a protein of 424 amino acids. Lineage: Eukaryota; Metazoa; Chordata; Actinopteri; Beloniformes; Adrianichthyidae. Gene Ontology annotation, biological process: nucleolar large rRNA transcription by RNA polymerase I; transcription elongation by RNA polymerase I; RNA polymerase I preinitiation complex assembly. The transcript has 13 exons. The record is from RefSeq and is a predicted model, not a curated record. Gene Ontology annotation, molecular function: DNA binding.
CUAUGGCUAACACUUCCAUUGCAGUUUCCAUAAAUCUCCUGAAACCCGCUUCCUCGUAGUUCUCCAAUCCAGUCUGAACGGUGUAGCAGUCGAGAAGGAGGUGCGAUGGCCGUUAGCUUGAAGAUGACUGAUGAGCAGGAUCACAACAACAAUCAUGGCUGCCUCGUGCAAGGUGGUGUGCUGCGAGGAGGAAAGAGAGUCUGACAAGGCUAUCUUAGUUCGAUUUUCGAAUGGUUUCACCGACAAUGCGCAGAGACUGGAUUUUGCCACAUUCAAGAACACAGAUGAAAAUAAUCCGAGGAAAAAGAUAAGACGGAUAGUGGUUGCUGAAUCAGAACGGUUGUCCUACGUUGGACAGAAUUUUGGAGAAGAUUUAAUGAAAUGCAAUAAUCUGUGCAGAUAUUAUGUUGGAGUGUUAAAUAAAGAGACCAUGCAGAUGGAGAUGCACAGUGCUCAGCUGUUCAACAUGCAGCCUGUCAUACCAGGAGAGGGAACUCAGGAUGCAAUGUCUCAGGACGCCACUGUGUCCUACAGGGAAAAGGUUGACUCUUUGAUUGAGGCGUUUGGCACCAAUAAACAGAAGCGAGCUCUGAGCUCUCGCAGGCUCAACCAGGUGGGCAGUGAUGCUCUGCAUCAUGCAGUGGCUGAAGCUGCCAGCUCUGUGAUCGAUAACAAGGGUCUGGAAGCUCUACAACAGGAAGUAGCAGAAACAGAGUCUCAAGGAUCCCUGUCCUUACACCUUCCUCCCUGCAAUCCAGAUGCAGACAAACAAGAAAACGUCUACCCCUUUGAGGAGCUCCUGAGUUCAGUAGAAUUUGCCGCUUUGGAGGCGAGUGGUCAAAAGAUGGCGGCACUAAGCCAAGAGGAGCUGCAAAAGUUGAAAAACCAAAGAGGGAACCUGUGUGUGGUGAAGCACCUGGAGAACAUGCCGUCUGCAGAUGAUUCUAGAGAGAAAACGGCUCGCUGUGCCUUCUACCUGUCUCUGCUCAUCAAACUUUCACAUCAGAAGAUUGUCACUCGCAAAUUUUGGACGGAGGAAGGUUGUCCUCGUGUCAUUCAGAAUAAAAUGCUCAGAACGUUCACUGUGGAGACGUACAAUAAUGCCAGGGUCCAGAGCACUGUGUCGACAUCAAUGCGUACCAAAAUAGCAGCUCACAGUCUGGCUUUGUUGCUGCAUUUGGGGGACAUGACUGUUGACCUGUCGCUGCUUCACCGGGAUCUGGAAAUCACUGAGCCUAGGAUGCUAGAGAUCGCAAAGUCAAUGGGGUUAACCUUGAGCAAGCCGGCCCGCGGUAAAGGAGAUGACACCGAACUACAGGACGAACACAGAUACGCAUCACUUAUCCUGCCUCUAAUCAAACACGACAAGUUUGUCGAGAGACGGAAGCGCAAGAAAAUGCACUAAAAACCUAUGUGUGGAGAAAGAACUGAACUCUGUAUUUGUUUACAAAAUGCUUUAAUAAAUCAAAUAAUUUUGAGUUGUACAUGAAAUUACUUGACCGAUACGGUUGAAGAUACAAAAAAAA